Molecule: messenger RNA, 444 nt
Organism: Achroia grisella
Lineage: Eukaryota; Metazoa; Arthropoda; Insecta; Lepidoptera; Pyralidae
Exons: 2
Coding region: 72-407 (111 amino acids)
Source: RefSeq, a predicted model, not a curated record
GGUAGGUAUAACCAGUGCCUUGGAGUGCGUCACGCGUGUCGGUUUCGUAUCAUUGAAGUGGUAUUUUCACAAUGAAAACAAUAAUAUUGACAUUGUGUCUAUGGAAUCUUCUUUAUCGGUAUACUGAUGCUCAAAGUGCUGACAAUGUUCCGCUGGGUCCGAUCGAGAGUUUCAUACGCACAAACUUGAUAGGGCAUCCAGUAAUCCUCAAACCACAGACUUGGGAAUUUGAUCCUGAUAUUGCUCUGCGCCGAAGAAAACAGUUUAUCGAGCUGAAUGGUGAUAAAGGGGAAAAAUUAAUCGAAAGAAUUGGUCUAGGCAUAGAUGGUCGGGAUCAAGAAAGAUUACUCAGACAAAGACAAAGGGAUGAAGGACAUUUGGGAGGAUUAAAUUAUUUUCUACCAUGAUACUGUAGUAUAAGUAGAUAGUACAAAUUAAAUAUUC